UUCACUUGUAUACUUUUUAUCAAACAAACAUUUAAUUAUAUUACAUGAUUCAUCUCUUGAAUACAAUAAAUUAUGUGAGGAUUGCUGCUAUGGCCUCCUGCUAUCCGACUUCAAAUUCUCGCAUCCUAUCCAAGACUACAAUGGUUAACAUCUCUCUAGCUUACAACCUGGUGGUUGACAUCUCCAAUAUGGGCAAUAUUUCACCCUCUUCAAAAACUUUUGGUGAUCCUUUUGUCCUUGAGGCCGUAGUGAACUCUCCACUCAAAAAGUCCUUUGCGUAUUUAUUAUGCAAACCCUUGAAGGGGUUCUUCUGUUAUGGCUGAGAAAUGCAUCCCCCGUGCUUCCUCUAUUCUAGAAGUGGUGCUUGGUCGAGAGGUGUUGGACAACAUCUACUUUGAAAGGAAAGGAUUAAUUUGCAGGUUUAGUCACUUAUGACCAGCGCUUUCUGAGUUGCAUUUUUCGAUUCCAAGGCACUAGAACCUAGUGAUCUUUGGUAAGGUUGAGGUUUACUAUGGAUGUGCUUGUGAUAAAUCUCAAGUAAUUUAUUGGAGACCCUUCCACCACCUAUUUUAAUCAAAACCAUUGACACUGAUUGUCCUCUACAUAUGCUUCAGGUAAUUAUUGAAAAAAUUAGUUUCUUCUCUUGUGGCCUAUUUUCCUCUUUUAAUUUUUUUCCAGUUCUUCCUAAGUACCUUUUAUACACAUUAAAUUUUCAUUUUAUUUCUUCACUUUUUUACCAAUAAAUAGUUGACAACAAUUCUCUUAUAAUGAAUUUAUAUCACCUUCCUUUGGCAGCUUUGUGUGCCUUCACUUUUCCUUUUAUCUCCUUUGUUAUGACUUACUUAUCUCAUACAACUUGGGACUAUUGUGUCCUUUGCUUUCAAGAAGUCUCCACACAAUUUAUGUUCCUUCGAAUCUUUUGCUUGAUAGCUUAUAAAAAUCACCUUCAAAUUUCUAAUUUAUAUCAAGAUUUUUCUUUUGAAUUUGGUGAAUUAACAAUAUUUUUUAAAUAGUUUCUUUAUAAAGUUUCAAUUGUUCACCUAUUAUCUUCUCUAGUCUACCUAUAUUGUUCACGGCUUGAAUUGUUCACCUAUUAUCUUCUCUAUCCACCUUUAUUGGCAGAACAAAUCUGUAAUCCGAAUAGUAGUCUCUAUAUUGGCAGAACAAAUCUGUAAUCCAAAUAGUAGAAAUUUUCCAAAUAAUACUCUACUAAUUUCAAUUGUUCACCAUCUUCUCUAGUCUAUUAUCUUCUCUAAUCCACCUUUAUUGGCAGGGUGAAUGUGUAAUCCAACUGGUAGAAACUCUCAACAAAUAAUACUACUAACUGCAAAGGAGUUAGUAGCAAAAAUAUCUGCCACUUUUUGUGCUUAGCAUUGUCUGUUGCGUCCUUUUAGGCUUUUUGCUCACCACUUGCACGAGUUAACCAGCAGUUUUUCAUGCAUAUGGAUUUAAUACUUUUAUGUAGCUGUUGACGUGUUGAUUUUCAACUAAGCUAAGCAAACAAACACAGCUAGAUUUUAAAAAUGGGAUUAGCAGCAACCCUUCUUUGGUAAGUCUAUCAAAAUAAUCCGAUGAUUUUGCAGUAAAUUAUGCAGCAAGUGGGACAGAUGGGGUCCCCUUCUUAGGAUAUUGCAUAGAUUUAUGCGUUUAUUUCUAUAAAGUAUUUGAUAUCUGCUUAGCAUUUGUUUGAAUGUUAAAUUUCGUUUCUCGUUACAUUGCCUUGUCGUCACGUUUCUCAUUUCUGGUAACAUAGCUCUGGGUUGCUUUCUUAUUGUACCGCUGGUGUUUUUUAACCUUAGUUUUCUUGCUGAUCUUAUUGUGUAUAAUUGAUUUUUUUUUACUGCAGUCCCUUUUUUUUUGGACUACAUAUUUCUUUCCUAACCUAUUUACCUACAUCAAUACAUUUAUUAUUGUCAAAAGCCUACGGUCAAAAUAAUCGGAUUGCAAUACAAAGUCCACAAGUUCAAAUAGUUAUUAAAAGAUGACAUAAACAAUAUUAUAUAGAACUCUUCAAGCUUUUGUUGUAGACUAUCAGAAAGUGGAAUAACGCUUCAUUCAUUGUUCCGUAUCAUGUAAUCAUACGAGCCCUGAAAUUGAUUGUCCGCCUUCAAAGUUCAAACUUGUGUACAUUGCACGUUGAUAUGUAAUAUAUUGUCAUUUUGUUCUCUACCCAAUUAAAAUGUCCAGAAACUGCGUUUGCUGCAUACCAAUCACAACAGAUAACAAGACAGCUAGGUACUUAAUGGGAUAUUUCUGGUGCCAAUGUGAUAAAUAAAAGAAUGGCCUAAAGCGGGUCAAAUAAAUACUCUGAGAGUCACCCCACACGGUGAUUUAGUACAGGUUGGAAUUCCAACUAGACAUUUAUGAUAGAGACAAUAAGUAAAAACAGCUCUCAAUAGGAGGCACUAAAUGAAGAUAUAGUCAAUCUAUAAUUAAGUGGAGAGUUAUAGCUCAUGUGCGUCUAGGUCAUCAUGUCGGAGCACUUCAAAGGAAAGACGCGUAAACGCAUUAAUUUUGGACCGGCGAGGAACUAUAAAGUUUACGCUAGCUAGGUACUCUAAUUUCAUGCCCAUAUCUUCCAUCUGUGUAAAUCAAUUACAUUGUGAAAAGUGAGAAGACAAUGGCAAUGCUUGUUGGGUCAUUACUUGGAUUGCUUGUCAUGUUAUCGGGUUGCUUUUUGGAUGUAAAAGCAGCGCCUGCGUACUUCGUGUUUGGAGAUUCACUGGUGGACAGUGGCAACAACAAUUACAUCGCCACCACUGCAAGAGCCAACAGCUAUCCUUAUGGAAUAGAUUACCCCACUGGCAGACCCACCGGCCGAUUCUCAAAUGGGCUCAAUAUGGCGGAUAAGUACGUAUUUCAACUAGGGGCGGAAUCUGUGCUACUAUAUUUGAGUCCUUCACUUAAUGGGGAUGCAUUGCUCAGGGGUGCUAAUUUCGCUUCUGCAGGCGUUGGGAUUUUAAACGACACUGGAGUGCAAUUCGCAAAUAUCAUUAGGAUGCCACAACAGCUCCAGAAUUUCGUUCAAUAUAAAAACAGGGUGGCGCAGAUCCUUGGAGUUGAUGAAACUGACAGACUUGUUGCAGAGGGUCUCAUGUCGAUUACCCUUGGAGGAAAUGAUUACGUCAAUAACUACUACCUCCUCCCUGUCUCAGCGAGAUCCGUUCAGUAUACAUUAGAGGAUUACACUCAGUUAAUAGUCUCCGAAUAUGAGAAAAUUCUCGGGCAAUUGUACGAUUUGGGUGGAAGAAGGGUGCUGGUAACAUCAACAGGGCCACUGGGGUGUGCUCCUGCAGUGAAGGCCAGUAGGUCUAGAAAUGGCGAAUGUGCUGCAGAACUUCAGCAGGCUGCUUCGCUUUUUAACUCACAGCUGAGAUCUGUUGUAAAUCGACUCAACGAUGAGGCGUCUGCUCAGGUUUUCACCUUCUCCGACAACUACUCAACGAACAUGGGCUUGUUCAGUGAUCCUGCAGCAUACGGAUUUGUGAAUACGGCGGAUGCAUGUUGCGGACAAGGAAGCUACAAUGGUGUCGGCCUUUGCACUGCGGCUUCAAGUCUGUGUAGAAACAGAGAUGCAUAUUUGUUCUGGGACAAUUACCACCCAUCUGAGAAGGCCAACAGAAUCAUUGUUGACGAGUUUUUUGAGGGCUCAUCUUCUGUCAUGAGCCCUCUUAACCUUAGACAGAUGAUGAAACUAGACGACUGAUUCGUGACCCAUAGUUGCAAGACAGGGCAGAUAAAUAAUACAUGGACCACCUUCUCAUUUAUUUUCCACUCUAGCGAAUUGUGCUCAAGGGCUUUUCUCUCCAUUAUUUAUUAGUGACAAAAAAAUUUAAAAGUUCUGUAACAAAAUAUUCAUUGCAGCCAUCGUGAAUGUGACAAUGCUCAUCCUAUAGAGGUCAAUAAGAAAAUGGUAUUCAUUAUUCUGUACCAUCCAGGAAAUUUAAUGUGUUCUUCUUUGUUAUCCAUUCGGCGUGUGCCAAACUAUUCAUCCAAAUUUAA
This is a messenger RNA of Cryptomeria japonica (Japanese cedar), 4002 nucleotides long. RefSeq names its product GDSL esterase/lipase At5g33370. Gene Ontology annotation, molecular function: hydrolase activity, acting on ester bonds. The transcript has 5 exons. The record is from RefSeq and is a predicted model, not a curated record. NCBI's taxonomy places the organism in Eukaryota, Viridiplantae, Streptophyta, Pinopsida, Cupressales, Cupressaceae. Bases 2621 to 3706 code for a protein of 361 amino acids.